ACGGCACCUGCCUCCACUGCUGACUCUCCUCGCCGCCGACGCACCCCCGACCUCACGCUCGCUCGUACUUUUCGCGGCCACAUCCACACCCACACCAGACCGCGGACGCCAACAUGCCGAGCCAAGGCUACGAAAGGGUAGCCGCCGACGACGACACAGACUCGCCCGUUGCCGCACAGCAGCAGUGGCCGCCCGCCUCGCCGCCGCCGUCAUUUCACUCGCGCGCCUCGUCGCCCUCCACCCGCCGCCUGUUGUCCGACGACCCCCUCGCCCAGCCCGAGGACCGAACGCUGGCCGACACCUUCGACUCGGACGACGACGACGAUGAUGACGAAGAUGGCCGCGACGACCGCCAGCGCCUGAUGCGUGGGAACCCGCCGCCCGAAGACGAAGAGCCACCACCGCGCAUCCAGCGCCGCAUGACCGAGCUGCCGGUCUUCAACACCCAGGCUCCAGCCAGCGGCCGCGUGUACGGUGGCGGCAACGGCGGCGUAUGGGCCAACCUGAGCGCAAAGCCUACGCGAGGCGAGGAUCUUGAAGAGAAGCCUCCGACCUACGAGCAGGCCGCCGCCGACGCCACCCCACCGUACUGGGAAACCACGAUCCUCGCCCCCGGCACUUUCGGCGACGAGGUCUUUGUCGAGGGCCUCCCCGUCGGCUCCCUGUUCAGCUUCAUCUGGAACGCCCUCAUCUCCAUGUCCUUCCAGCUGGUCGGCUUCCUGCUGACGUACCUGCUGCACACCACCCACGCCGCCAAAAACGGCUCCCGCGCCGGCCUCGGCAUCACCCUCGUGCAGUUCGGCUUCGGCUUCCGCUCCGCCACCCUCAACCCCUCCAACCCCUCCAACGACUCGCCGUCGGACUUCAACGCCGGUGUCCCCGCCGAUCCAAAUGCCCACAGCUUCAAUCCCGACGAGGUUGCGACGAGCGCCGGCGACGCGGUGGCGAGCAGCAGCGCGAGCGUGUCCGGGAGUGAUUGGCUGGCGUACGGGCUGAUGAUUGUCGGCUGGUUUAUUCUGAUCAAGAGCGUGAGCGACUUUAUCCGCGCGCGGCGCCACGAGCAGCUCGUGCUGCAGAGUCCGGACCGGGGGUUGGGCGUGGCCGUUGUUGCCGAGGGCGAGAGUCCCGAGAGGAGCGUGUAGCCCCCUUCUCACCUCUUGGGUUGUCUAGACAUUGCAGGUCUCACUUUUCUGGCCGCGCGUACCCUGCGUACCGCCCACAUCAUAGCACACAACAGCACACUUUUCUUUGGUUUCUAGCGCUUUUUAUAUACCAAUACCACGGGCUGGUUGUGGCUCUGUCUUUCCCCUUUUCCUUAUUCGUAUUUUUCUUUCGGUAGAUAGACUUUGUCGCUGCGUUGCGGCGCGGGGGAGGCUGUUGGAUAUAUACCUCCUCCCCUAAUGCAUGGGAUUCUU
Messenger RNA from Boeremia exigua, 1415 nucleotides. RefSeq lists its product as uncharacterized. The transcript has 3 exons. NCBI's taxonomy places the organism in Eukaryota, Fungi, Ascomycota, Dothideomycetes, Pleosporales, Didymellaceae. Gene Ontology annotation, biological process: positive regulation of protein ubiquitination; metal ion transport; vacuolar transport. The record is from RefSeq and is a predicted model, not a curated record. Gene Ontology annotation, cellular component: endoplasmic reticulum; perinuclear region of cytoplasm; Golgi apparatus. Bases 114 to 1142 code for a protein of 342 amino acids.